Messenger RNA from Chrysoperla carnea, 1963 nucleotides. Its product is annotated as cilia- and flagella-associated protein 410. Lineage: Eukaryota; Metazoa; Arthropoda; Insecta; Neuroptera; Chrysopidae. Gene Ontology annotation, biological process: cytoskeleton organization. The coding region runs from base 36 to 1268 and encodes 410 amino acids. The transcript has 9 exons. The record is from RefSeq and is a predicted model, not a curated record. Gene Ontology annotation, molecular function: protein binding.
UGUGAUAAUUUUUUGUUAUAAUAAUUUUUGUAAAUAUGAAACGUCUAACAGAAGAAAUGGUUAUUGCUCGAACAAAAAUAUCUGAUUUGUCUGCAAUCAAAAGAUUAAAUUGUUGGGGCAGUGAAUUGACUGACGUGAGCUUGUUACGACGAAUGCACAGUGUUGAAGUUCUUUCAUUGAGUAUAAACAAAAUAAACAGCUUAGUGGAUUUUCAAUUUUGUCGCGGUCUUCAAGAAUUAUAUGUUAGACAAAAUAAUAUCAAAGAUAUAAAUGAAGUCUGCUAUUUACAAGAAUUGCCAAACUUGAAAAAUUUAUGGCUAGGAGAAAAUCCAUGUGCAGCAAAUGAAGGAUACCGACUAGCAGUUUUACGAGCCUUACCACGACUACAAAAAUUAGAUGACGUAGCAGUAACACCAGAAGAAUUGUCUGAUGCAAAUCGUCGAGGUCAAAUUUUAGUACAUCCAGAAGAUGAAGAUCAUAACCAUGGCGAUUAUUACCAAAGUAAAAGUUCACAACCAGCUGCAUCAAGACGAAGUACACCAGAAAUCAGUCCUACACGAUUAGAGUCAACAAGGCAGUCCUCCUAUGAUCCUGACGACGAUCAGGAUUAUUAUACUGAAGCAGAUGAAUUAGUCAAUGAUCGACGGUCAUAUCAUUCACCUAAUGGGAAGGAAAGUCCACCACGAAGACAUGAGCCUGAACCAAGGAAAAUUUAUUCACCAGAGCCCGAUACUAGUCCAGUGUUUUAUGAUGAUCGACGGAAUGCCAACAAUAGCUAUGAGAAUGGGUCACCAAAACAAUUGCGACAGUACCAGUACGAUCGAUCACCAGUCACCAGUACUAACAACACAGAUGAACAAGGCUACACACCAGAUAGUCCGAAAGAAGAAAGAAUACCACACAGUUCAUCUGUUCAAUCUGUAAAGGAUUACACAAAUGGCGAUCGGUAUCAAAAUUAUCACCAAUCAUCACAUCGGCAAAAUGAUGGUGGAGGAGGCAGCGAUGGCUCAAAUAAUGGACAUUAUGAUUAUCCACAAUCAAAUGCACAAAUGAGGCAAUCACAAAGGGAAGUGCGUGACAGAAAUAAUGAUCGUUGUGAACGCAACUCAUGUGCAGUAAAUCAUCGACCACCAUUUCAUCGACGACCGGUUACAAGGAACUCAAAUAUAUUGAGUGCAGUACUAUGUUUAGUCAAAGAAUUGGACUAUCCAAGUCUAGAAGUUGUAGAAAUGGCUGUUCGAUGUCGAAUGGAUGAAUUAGAAGACUGACAUAAAGCAAACAGCAUAGAUGGAAGCGGUACUGAAAAUACGCCAACAAAUAAUGCUGAUAAUCCUUAAUUGCUUUUUAUUAUUGCCUUUUUUGAUAAAUGUUAAAAUAUAUAACAAUAUAAUAUAUACUUAAAAAAUACAAAUACUCAUUCGUGAUUUUAAUUUUUAAUAUAAUGGGCUUUCCAUUAAGAGUGUCGGAAAAUUAAAUAAAAGAAGUUAUAUAUGAAAUAUCUAUUAUUUGUGUUUCUUGUCAUUUUUCGUGUUAGAAUACCAAUUAAAUGGCAGGCAAAGCUUCGCUCGGCUGAGUGUUUUAAUUAUUGGGAUAUUGAGAAAAUCAUCGUACAAUAUGUUUACCCUGCACAACGUGAUUAGCAUUGGCUUCUAUCGACCAAUAUUGUAAAUUAAAUUGUUCAGUAAAUAAUAUUCAGACAGCACGCGAACAAAUAAGCACAAACAAUGUCUUCAAUGGUAUCGAAUCCAAUAUAUGUGGUCGAGUCACCGAAGAAUUGUAUUUUUCACAUAUAAACGCGGCCCUGCAGAGUAGCAUCAAUUACCAUUGGGCUUGUAUUAUUAUAUAACAAAAAAUAACAAAAUAUUAUUUCGCAUAAAAAAUUCAAAAAUAUCUCAUAUACAACUUGUUUAAGUUCGGUCACUCUUAAUAUAAAACCCUUUAGUAAUUGUUUUUCUUGUGCAUU